Hippocampus comes (tiger tail seahorse) is the source of this 1922-nucleotide messenger RNA. It is a transcript of the gene st8sia1, whose product is annotated as ST8 alpha-N-acetyl-neuraminide alpha-2,8-sialyltransferase 1. The transcript is spliced from 5 exons. The record is from RefSeq and is a predicted model, not a curated record. Bases 439 to 1434 code for a protein of 331 amino acids. Gene Ontology annotation, molecular function: alpha-N-acetylneuraminate alpha-2,8-sialyltransferase activity. Gene Ontology annotation, biological process: oligosaccharide metabolic process; N-glycan processing. Lineage: Eukaryota; Metazoa; Chordata; Actinopteri; Syngnathiformes; Syngnathidae.
CCUCCCUUGCAAAAAAGAGGGGGUCCGCAUUCGGGGGGAGAUUCAAUGUAGUCGCCCCGCGGAGGCCCCACGAGAGGCCGCAAGACGAGUGGGAGAGCCACGGCGUAAGGAGCUCCUGCGUUGCGGUCGGAGAUCUGGCGGGACACCCGUUGAGAGAGACCACAGGCGGGCCCCUCUUGCAACGAUGGCGAAGCAGGCAAAGCCCGCAUUUGGUUCGCAAACGACGCGCGUCGCGGUUUAAGCGGAACGGCCAUCAAUCAAAACCGGUCCGGCAAGGCAAGCGGCGUAGCGCCCGACCCGGUCCGACCCGACCCGUCCGCCCCUGACUGCCACACUCCGCCCCGCGUGUGUUCGGCAUGAGGCGGAGGCUCCGUUCCGGCGCUCCGCUCGUUAUAAGCGUCUGACAGGCGGCGUGGGGAGACAGACAAAGCGGGGAGGAUGUUGAUGCGGUGGUGCUACCGGGCCAAGCUGUCGGCGUGGGCCGCCCUGUGCGUGCUGGUGCUGGGCUGGUACUACGUAUUCCCCGUGUACCGGGUGCCCCGGGACAAGGACAUCGUGGAAGAGGUGCUGAGGCAGCAGGGCCACGUGUGGAAGAAGAACCAGACUGGCAUCGACCUUUACAGGAAGCUGCUGAGCGACUGCUGCGACCCACAACAUCUGUUCGCGCUGACCAAGGAGAACGCGCCGGUGGGCAAGGUGCUGUGGUACGACGGCGAGUUCUACCACUCGCACACGGUCAACAACGAGACCCACUCGUUGUUUGUGCAGUCUAACCCUCUGUCGCUCCCCCUGAAGAAGUGUGCAGUGGUGGGCAACGGCGGCAUCCUGCGGCACAGCCAGUGCGGCCGUGACAUCGACCGGGCCGACUUUGUCAUGAGGUGUAACCUCCCGCCGCUCUCCAAGGAAUACGUGGAGGACGUUGGCACCAAAACCCACCUGGUGACGGCCAACCCGAGCAUCAUUGAGAAGAGAUUCCAGAACCUGUUGUGGUCCCGCAAGGCCUUCGUGGACAGCAUGAAAGCGUACGGGACCGGCUUCGUUUACAUGCCGGCGUUCUCCAUGCGUCCCAGCACCGACCCGUCGCUGCGCGCCACCUACGCGCUGGCCGACUCCUCGUCCGACCUCACCAUGCUCUUCGCCAACCCCGCCUUCCUGCGCAGCGUGGGCCGGUUCUGGAAGGCACGCGGCGUGCACGCCCGGCGCCUCUCCACGGGCCUAUUCAUAGUCAGCCUGGCGCUUGGCCUGUGCGACGAGGUGAGCGUCUACGGUUUCUGGCCCUUCCCCUCGGACCUUGCCCAGCGACCCAUCAGCCACCACUACUACGACGACAUGCAGCCCUUCCGCUGGUUCCACGCCAUGUCCGAAGAGUUCGUGCAGCUGUGGGAGCUGCACAAGAGCGGGACUCUGCGCGUUAAUCUGGGACGCUGCGAUUAAGUGGCUGCUCUCCCGGCACCGAAUAUUCAUGCCGCCCUCAUGGGACUAGCGAGGACUGGGGUGUUCUUACUCGAUCUUCCUAACAGACGUUGCCGACGUGGCCAUUAACGAACUCUCAGUUGUCCAGCAGAAGCCGGGGAGGAGGAGCUUCGGGAAUCGCGAACUCCCCCGGAUGACUAUCGGGAUGAGGAGGAAGCACAGUGGCUUUUGGAGGGACGUUUGCGCGCUUAUUGAGGAUCCUACUAGUGCGUCGCACUGUCCCAUGUACUAGUGUGAACUUUGUUUUCAUGAGUAAGACAACGUAGGGUCCAAGCGGUUCAUCGGCCGGCCGAUAUAAUCAACUGAUAUUUGCUGUCGAAAACAAAGGACAGUCAAACAUUCCCUCCCGGGGGGGCUGAUCUUUGCAGAUUCCUCACUCUGCUGUAAAGUUAAACACUAAAGUGAUUUAAUUCAUAUCUUAAAUGUUGUCAGCGUUAAGGGACCAAAAA